AUGGCGGUGCCGCUGCCAGAGUUCAUGCGGCGCGCCAUGACGGUGCACGACUACAUCAACGAGUCAUUGCCAGACACGUCGCCGCAUCGAGAGACUCUGAUGCACAUCGACGAUCAGCACUACUACGUCAUGCACAUGUCUCGUUCGAACCUGACAGACUGGCACGGCUACGUGGGCUACGGGGCGAACAACAUGAUGGUCGUGCGGUUCAAUUGCCUCAGCGGCGCGAGCCAGGACGGCGGCCCCAAGCUCACGGACGUUCCGUUCAAGAAAGACCACGGUGCCGUUCAAGAACGGUCGACCCGCAUGGUGCCGAAGAAGAAGUACAGGUGGGAGGCUCAGUCGCGGGCGCAGUCCCACGCGCGGGACGACCAGGCGGACUGGCUCGACGUGGAGAACCCGUGGGACGACGGCCGCGGGCGGGCCCUGCACACGUUGCGCUGA
This is a messenger RNA of Prorocentrum cordatum, 444 nucleotides long. NCBI's taxonomy places the organism in Eukaryota, Dinophyceae, Prorocentrales, Prorocentraceae. The record is from the annotation of a GenBank genome assembly.